Molecule: messenger RNA, 630 nt
Organism: Ilex paraguariensis (yerba mate)
Lineage: Eukaryota; Viridiplantae; Streptophyta; Magnoliopsida; Aquifoliales; Aquifoliaceae
Source: the annotation of a GenBank genome assembly
AUGGAGAAGCUAAUAAUUCUAUUGCUUUGCUCCAUAAUGUUAUCCAUGCCAAUGGUUGAAGGCAUUGCUGAGGGACCAAAAGCAGUCGAAGAAUGGUUCUCAAAGCACAGGCACAAGAAGGAAAAAGUAACCAAACUUCACUUCUACUUCCACGACACACCAAGUGGAAAGAAUCCAACAGUUUUGCAAGUGGCCCAAGCAAAUGGUAGCUCCACAUCACCUACCUUAUUCGGGUUAGUCUUCAUUGCAGAUGACCCAUUGACGGUAGGGCCCGAACCCAAUUCCACUCUGGUGGGUCGAGCCCAAGGGAUGUACAGUUCUGCCUCGUUGGAGGACAUAGGUCUGGCUAUGAACUUGAACUUUGUGUUCACAGCUGGGAAAUUCAAUGGCAGCACUUUCAGUCUUGUUGGAAGGAACCAAAUAUUCCAUGAGUACCGUGAAAUGGCCAUCGUCGGAGGAACUGGUGUUUUCCGACUAGCACGUGGAAUUGCAACCGCAAAAACGUUUACUUUCAAUACUACCUCCGGUGAUGCUGUGGUUGAGUACAAUGUCAUGCAUUUGAUGAACCAAACUCCGCUGGAGGAGUUUGCGCUCCAUAUGAGCAUCAACUUGGUGUUGGUAAAUGGCUGA